Molecule: messenger RNA, 249 nt
Organism: Naegleria lovaniensis
Lineage: Eukaryota; Heterolobosea; Eutetramitea; Acrasida; Naegleriidae
Exons: 2
Coding region: 1-249 (82 amino acids)
Source: RefSeq, a predicted model, not a curated record
AUGGGCAAACCAUCUCAAGAUCAGUUAAAGAAGAUUUACGGAAAGAUUAAAUUUGUUGAUUCCUUCCCUGAUUACAAGGUUCAAGUGGUUGAUUCAUUUCCUGAUCUCAAGGUAAAACUUGUAGACUCUUUCCCCGAUUCUGUUGGUAAAUGGAAGAUUGUGGACUCUUUCCCUGACUAUAAAAUUCAAAUUGUGACUUCAUUCCCUGAUUUCAAGAUUAAAUAUGUGGAUAGCUUCCCAGGAUUGUAA